Molecule: messenger RNA, 1901 nt
Organism: Psylliodes chrysocephalus
Lineage: Eukaryota; Metazoa; Arthropoda; Insecta; Coleoptera; Chrysomelidae
Source: the annotation of a GenBank genome assembly
UGAAUACGAACUAAUAAAAUGCAAACAAUGAAUUAAUUUGAUGACUUUCGGAUUACCAAUAAUGAAAAAUAAGAAAGUUAAUUCGAAUCUAAAUCUGAACCAUCUGUCGAGGAAUCGAGGUUUGGAUAUAUAACUACUGGAGCUAUAGAAGGUUAAAUAUGAUAUUCUUUUUCCUUUUUAGGACGUGACUAACGCAAAUUUUCCAAACGUCAGUCAAAGACGGAUCUUUAAAAACGCCAUUAAUAUUUUCCAAAUCACAUUUGUUAAGAUGAAGUGGAUUUUACAAACCCUCACAGCUAUCGUGAUAGUCCGAACGUUAGAAUGUUACCCUUUACAACAAUCCAAUCCACGACAACCUAAAAAUCUAGGCUACUUAGAUUACCUACAACCAGAUGUAGACUACAACAACUUAGACAUAGAACCAGACAGCUAUAUGUCAUUAGCCCUAGAGAAUAACCCGUUGAGUAGAACCGUACCUUCAAGAAAACAGCAAGAAUUUAAUUCGCCUAUUUACUACAUCCGCAUCCCACCACAACCUUACAUGUUCGUCCAAGGUUUAGGUUACGUAUCGCAACCAGUAGCACCACCUGUAUCUCAAUUCCUUAAUCUACCAGUGUCGUUUGUAUCCAAUGGAAAACCUAAUUCGAUCUACCAAUGGUCCGGUGCCUUCCAAGGCUUCGAUAAUCCUACUCAGGCGCCCACCUACUCGGAAUACGUAAAACCCAAGCCUCAAAAACCUAUGAAGAAGCCUUUGAAAGAUUCGACUAUUCAUAAACUACCGGGUUCGUUUGGUUUCAAUGGCAAACCUGAAGAUAUUUUCGUUCUUAGAGACUCUUACAACUCGUUAUAUAGUGAUGUUUUGCAAAACGUGUACCCUUGAAGACUAAGAAAAUUUUGAAUCGGAUUUUUUUUUUGAAAAUCGCGUAGAUUUAUUGUUUAGGAUAUAAAACUAAAGCCUUAAUAUGUAAUAGUGAGAGGACGAAAUUGUUUUUAUAUACGAGUACGUUGAUAAGUGAAAUCCUCAUUGUUAAAAAUGUAUAUUUACUCUAAAAGAAACCUAGAAGAAAUUAUAAUUUAUAAUAUUUAAAAAAUUAGGAAUACACUGUUCUAAAAUCCGAUAAAAUAAUGGUUGUUAUAAUAAAUUUGUGAUGUAGGUACCUUAAUUUUAUUAAAGAAUGUUCUGUAGAAUAUUUUCAUAAAAUCGAAUGGUGUCUAAUUUUACGUUUGAAGAAAUAUACUAUUUAUUGUUUAGCGUUACUUUAUAUGAUUUGUGUCUUUCUGUAGAGCAGAAAUAUAUAAAAAAUUGUUUUAUUGAAAUUUAAUAUCGGUUAACCUCAAAAUUAAUAAAUUAUUUAGUAGGUACCGUUAAUUUAUGAGCAAAAAACUGGUUUAUUGCCAUCAAAUUAUUCUUUAAAUCGAUUAUUUGAAUGAAAUCAAAUAUGACAACUAAAUUCAUUAUGUUUUUUUUAUUUAAUAUUAGCAGAUGUUAAUAACUGACUAUUUUCACCAAAAAAUAUGCAGACGGUAUUAAAUUAUGGAUGAUUGGCACGCAUUUUUCCGUUAUACAGUCCGUUCAUACAGUAUGGAAACGCCCCAUUAUUGUCUUAGGAGUUAAUUAUUUAAUUUUAGUUUUCUACUGUUUUUUUUUAAUAAAUGUUUCCCCCACUACCUUUCAAGAUAUGACGUCAUCAAUAAAUUUUUUAUAUUGACCGGUUAUAUUUUUAUAUAAAAAUCUCCCUUAGGGGGGUUUUUACUCUGGGGAUAUUUUUCAUAAUUUCGUAGAGGGAGUUAGGGAUUAUUCAUUUUCAUAUUUCCAAAAUUAAAAAACUUUUAUUUUCAUUAGCGAAAAAUCUUCUGAAAUAAUUACAAUUUUGGUCAUGAUCUGCUCUGUAAGAAGAACA